Messenger RNA from Olea europaea var. sylvestris, 830 nucleotides. RefSeq lists its product as uncharacterized. The transcript has a single exon. NCBI's taxonomy places the organism in Eukaryota, Viridiplantae, Streptophyta, Magnoliopsida, Lamiales, Oleaceae. Gene Ontology annotation, cellular component: membrane. Gene Ontology annotation, molecular function: oxidoreductase activity, acting on the CH-CH group of donors. Gene Ontology annotation, biological process: lipid metabolic process. The coding region runs from base 28 to 579 and encodes 183 amino acids. The record is from RefSeq and is a predicted model, not a curated record.
AAUAUUUAAACAAUAAUAAAAUUUGAGAUGAGAAAAUGGGGCUCUUGGAGACUCAUCCUCAAACUUUUUAAAAAUCUGGUUGCGAUGGCUACUUGGCAGGUUUUUCUGAUGGGAAUAUGCAUGCCCUUCUACAUUGUCCAUUCAAAGAACAAGGACUUCAAUAUCUGGGAUGUAGUUGCUGCACUGAUAUGCUUGGCUGGCAUUGUCAUUGCUUAUUUUGCUGACACACAGCUUCACACUUUCGUUAGUAGAAAUAAUGAAUUGAAAAAGCUUGGCCAGCCGAUGGUGCCCUGUCUUGACAAAGGCCUAUGGCGAUACUCGAGACAUCCAAACUACUUUGGGGAGCAGUUAUGGUGGUGGGGACUGUUUAUUUUUGCAUGGAAUUUGGGCUCUAGCUGGAGUUUUAUUGGUGCCCUUAUAAAUAGUAUGUGCUUAGCCUAUGUGACUGGUCUUGUGGAGAAGAGAAUGCUGGAAAAAGAUUACAGGGCUGACGCAUAUAGACAGUACCAGAAGACGACAUCAGUGUGGAUACCUUGGUUCAAGACAACAUACUCGGAAGGGAAAGCUAAGAAAAUAUGAUAAAGCAUUUUAGCUCGCUUGGAUAGACGCGGGUGGGAUAAUAGGCUGGCCUCCUGCUGAAGAAAAUACACUCCCGAUUAGCUUUGACCAGGCGGAGUAGGUUUCUUUAUAUAGAUGUGCUUUGUGAUUGAUCGAUUUCUCUCUUUGAAGGAGCGUAUAUACUUGCAUUGCAUAGUUGUUCUGGGAAUGUUCAUGUGUUGUGCUGUUAAUCUUGAAUCAAAGAAGGGUUGUUGAAAUACUUUUGCUAGAGA